Mercurialis annua (annual mercury) is the source of this 2322-nucleotide messenger RNA. RefSeq names its product probable methyltransferase PMT15. Gene Ontology annotation, molecular function: methyltransferase activity. Gene Ontology annotation, cellular component: trans-Golgi network; endosome; cytoplasm. The transcript is spliced from 5 exons. The coding region runs from base 173 to 2113 and encodes 646 amino acids. Lineage: Eukaryota; Viridiplantae; Streptophyta; Magnoliopsida; Malpighiales; Euphorbiaceae. The record is from RefSeq and is a predicted model, not a curated record.
UCCACAUGAUCAACUUGAUAUGAAACCUAUUUUUUUUCAAUCCACAUUCUUAAUCUCUCUCUUUCAACUUGAAAUCUCAUGCUUAAUCCCAGACCACAAUAAAUACAGAAACAGACUACCAAGAAAUUAACCAUUUAGCUACACAAAUUAAAACAAAAAAACCCCUCUAAUUAUGGCUUCUUCUAAUCUUGAAUAUCAUCCUACUUCCAAACCCUUCAAAUCUUUCACUGCCAACAUGUUUCCUUUUUCUUUCAAGAAAAAUAAUCUCUUCUCUUUGCUUUCUAUUCUUUUCCUUUGCAUUUUCUCUUAUCUCUUUGGCCUCUGGCAACAAGCCGGCCGCUUAACUCUGACCACCACCACAUCCACCACAAAUACCAUACUUUCAAUCCCAUGCAACCCUACCGCCACCAAAAAACAACUGCUCGACUUUGUGCCCCAUCAUUCUGCUAAAGACGGAGAACUAGGAGACACCGUAACGGCGGAGAUCAAAAUAUAUCCUUCAUGCAACGCGAACUUCAGUGAGUACACGCCGUGUGAGGAUGAUCGGAGAUCGUUGAGAUUCACGAGAAAUCAACUUAUAUAUAGAGAGAGGCAUUGCCCUGAAAAAUACGAGAAAAUAAAGUGUCGUAUACCAGCUCCUCAUGGUUACAGGAACCCAUUUCCAUGGCCAGCUAGCCGUGAGUUUGCUUGGUACGCUAAUGUGCCUCAUAAACAUCUUACAGUGGAGAAAGCAGUGCAGAAUUGGAUUCGAUACGAAGGCGAUCGUUUCAGAUUUCCAGGCGGUGGAACUAUGUUUCCCAAUGGUGCCGAUGCUUAUAUUGAUGAUAUCGGAAAAUUAAUCAAUCUUAAAGAUGGCUCUAUUCGGACCGCCAUUGACACCGGCUGCGGGGUAGCGAGUUGGGGAGCAUAUCUUCUGUCACGUGACAUACUAACAGCGUCAUUUGCACCCAGGGACACCCACGAAGCCCAAGUUCAAUUUGCUUUAGAACGAGGGGUUCCUGCUCUCAUCGGAGUUCUUGCCUCCAAAAGACUUCCCUACCCCGCUCGUGCUUUCGACAUGGCCCAUUGCUCUCGCUGCCUUAUCCCAUGGGCUGAUCAUGACGGGCUAUUUCUAACUGAAGUCGAUCGAGUUCUCAGACCAGGUGGAUACUGGAUUCUGUCCGGUCCUCCCAUCCGGUGGAAGAAAUACUGGAAAGGCUGGGAGAGAACUAGAGACGACUUGAAUGAUGAACAAACUAAAAUUGAGAACGUAGCUAAGAGCCUUUGCUGGACUAAAUUGGUAGAAAAAGAUGACAUUGCUAUUUGGCAGAAGCCACUCAACCACUUCAAUUGCAAAUCUAACAGGAAAAUUACAAAAAAUCCACCAUUCUGCCUGCCCCAUCAGGAUCCUGACAGAGCAUGGUACACAAAGUUGGAGAGUUGUUUGACAAACUUGCCUCAGGUAUCCAAUAAUAAAGAAACAGCCGGAGGAAGAUUGAAAAAGUGGCCUGAAAGAUUAAAUGCUAUCCCACCCAGAAUCACCGGAGGAACAGUCCAAGGAGUGACAGCAGAAAGUUUCAAGAAAGACAUAGAAUUGUGGAAAAAGAGAGUGUCGUAUUAUAAAACGGUGAACAACCAAUUAGGACAAUCUGGACGGUACAGAAACCUUUUAGACAUGAAUGCUGGCUUAGGUGGAUUUGCUGCUGCUCUAAUUGAUCAACCUGCUUGGGUUAUGAAUGUGGUUCCUGCCCAAGCCAAGGUCAACACUCUCGGCGUCAUUUACGAACGAGGGUUAAUCGGAACAUAUCAGGACUGGUGCGAGGCAAUGUCUACUUAUCCAAGAACUUAUGAUCUAAUCCAUGCUGAUUCUGUAUUUAGCCUCUACCAGGGCAGAUGUGAAAUGGAAGAUAUAUUGUUGGAGAUGGACAGGAUUCUGAGACCUGAAGGGAGUGUGAUAUUUAGAGAUGAUGUGGAUUUGUUGGUGAAGAUCAAAAGAAUAACUGAUGGAUUCAAUUGGGACAGUCAGAUUAUUGAUCAUGAAGAUGGACCUCUUGAGAGGGAGAAAUUGCUUUUUGCUGUCAAAUCUUAUUGGACAGCUCCACCUUCUGAUCAAAUUGCCUCUAAUUCUUCUUGACCCCUCUUCAUCAUUUCUUUUUCCUUUUUUCUUUAUAUUUCAAUUUAAUUCAAAUGUUCCAAAUUAAAGUUACACCUAAUGAAUUGGACAUAGAUUAGCCUCUUUUUACCCCCCAAUGAUUUGUAUUCAUCUUUAUUUCUGAUAUUUCCUUUACUUUAUCAAUUAUUUCAGUGUUAGAUUUAUAAAUACAAAUCCUUUAAAACGUUUAA